AGUUUUUAUUUCCUGUUUGUAAGGUGUAAGACUGAUCUGCUGCAACAUUUUUGCAGUCUGGACUACUGAAAAAGACCUGUUCACACGCCUCACACACACCUCUCACACACACACGCACACACUCAAGUACAAAGCGUUUAGAUUUUGUCUUGUGUGCCGUUUCAGAAACACAUUCUUCAAAUGCUUACAGGACUACAGUAACCUGGAGUGUAACUCAAGACAUCAGGAAAAAUUGAUCAUAUAAAUAUUUACGUCAUAAACACAAAUCUCUUGAAAGAGCCAGGAGCAUGCUUUAAGUUCUUCUGCAUUUAGAUGGAUAUGAGGGUGCUGUUAAUAUCAGCUCUACUAGGAUUUGUCUCUUACGUCAGAGCAAAAACAGACAGCAAUAUAUGCAUUUCUGUAGAUGCCAAAACAUGUGGAGAGUGUAUUCAGACCGGGCCACAGUGUGUGUGGUGCAAAGAUCCUGAUUUCAAACCUUCACGCUGUGAUGAAAAGGAGUCUUUGCAAAAGGCUGGUUGCUCUCCACUCGGCAUAGAAAACCCUCGAGGAACGGUCACCAUCGACAAGAACAAAGCUGUCACAAACCGUAAAAUGGAGGGAGGAGAGAAUCUGAGGCCUGAAGAUAUCACCCAGAUUCAGCCACAGAAAUUCACCCUGAACCUCAGAUCAGAUGAACCGCAGAAGUUUACUCUCACGUUCAAGAGGGUAGAGGAUCAUCCCAUCGAUCUGUACUUCCUGAUGGACCUCAGUGACUCUAUGCGAAUUAAUCUUGAGAAUGUCAAGAAUCUGGGAGCUGACCUUGCCAGGGAGAUGCGGUACAUCACUAAAGACCUGCGGAUCGGUUUUGGUUCAUUCUUGGAGAAGCUUGCUAUGCCUUUCAUUCUGAUGACGCCAAAGUAUCUGCAGAACCCGUGUUUUCCAAACGACUGCACUGCACCCUUCAGCUACAAAAACGUCCUGAGUUUGACCAACGACAGCACAUUGUUCACCCAAGAAGUCAGCAAACAGAAAACCUCUGGAAACCUGGACUCUCCGGAGGCAGGAUUUGAUGCAAUCAUGCAAGCUGCUGUCUGCACGAAAGAGAUUGGCUGGAGGAAUGUCACUCGUCUCCUCGUGUUUUCCACGGAUGCUGGAUUCCAUUUAGCUGGAGAUGGAAAACUGGGUGGCAUUGUUCGUCCAAAUGAUGGGAAAUGCCAUCUUUCCAAUAAUAUGUACACCAUGAGCAACUACUUUGACUACCCCACCAUCUCUCAGCUGGUAGACACACUGAAUGACAACAACAUUCAGACCAUCUUUGCUGUGACAGAACAAUUCCGGGCUCUUUAUCAGGAGCUCUCUGCUCUAAUCCCUAAAUCAACAGUGGGGACACUGUCUACCUCCUCUACCAAUGUCAUCCAGCUCAUCAUUGAUUCCUAUAAUUCUUUGUCCGAAGAGGUCAUUCUGGAGAACAGCAAUCUACCUGAUGGUGUGUCCAUCUCCUACGUCUCCCACUGCAAGGAUGGAGUGAGCAGAACAGGAGAAAGUGGCCGAACAUGCACCAACAUCUCCAUUGGGGAUGAGGUGAAAUUUGAUAUAGAAAUCACGGCUAAAGGUUGUCCAUCUAAUGGAAAGUCAAAGACGAUAACGAUCAAACCGUUGGGCUCCAACGAGGAGGUGGAGGUUGUCCUCAACUUCAUAUGUGAAUGUGAGUGUCACAAAGACGGAAUCCCAAACAGCCCAUCGUGUUUGGGCUUCGGUGCCCUGGAGUGUGGAGUAUGCAGGUGUAAUGAUGGUCGAUUAGGCAGAUUAUGCGAGUGCAGCGAAGAUGAGGUCCAAAAAGACGAUUUGGAUGCAAAUUGUCGCGUAGAUAAUGGGACAGAGGUCUGCAGCAACAAUGGAGAAUGUGUCUGUGGAACGUGCGAGUGUAAGAAAAGGGACAACCCAGAGGAGAGAUACAGCGGAAGGUUCUGCGAGUGCGACAACUUCAGCUGCGACCGAUCCAACAACAAGCUCUGUGGAGGUCAUGGACGAUGUGAAUGCCGAAGGUGUAUUUGUGAGCCUGACUACACCGGUAGUGCGUGCGACUGCCCUCUGGACACCUCCACCUGUCUGGCCAGUAACAAACGGAUCUGUAAUGGUCGGGGCACCUGCGAGUGUGGCAAGUGUAAAUGUACAGACCCAAAGUUUGAGGGUCCGACCUGUGAAAUCUGCCCAACCUGCCCCAGAAUUUGCAGUGAACACAAGGAUUGUGUUGAGUGCCUACAGUUUGGUAUGGGUAUCAAGAAACAUACAUGUGAGAAAGAAUGCAAAAACUUCACACCUCUUAAAGUAGUGAACAGCAAGGAUGAACUUCCUCGGUCCGACGACCAGACCAACAUCGAUCUCUGCAAAGAGCGGGACGUUGAUGACUGCUGGUUCUACUUCACCUACACUACCAAUAAGGAUGACAAUGACAAGAUUGAGGUUCAAGUGGCUGAAAAAAAAGAGUGUCCCUCUGGCCCUGACAUCAUCCCCAUCGUGGCGGGUGUGGUCGCAGGAAUCGUUCUGAUUGGUUUAGCACUUCUGCUCAUCUGGAAGCUGCUCAUGAUUAUUCACGACCGCAGAGAGUUCGCCAAGUUCGAGAAAGAGAAGAUGAAUGCCAGAUGGGACACGGGUGAGAACCCCAUCUACAAGAGUGCUGUGACAACUGUGGUGAACCCCAAAUAUGAGGGCAAAUGAUGGAUCUUCUCUAUGGCUUAAAGCAGAGGUUCUCAACUGGUAUCGGCUUCUGGAUCAUUGGACCAGAAUACACACUCAGAUGCCAACAAUAAAUGUUAUUUUUCCUUUUUAAUAUUUGAUACAUUUAUUUAUUUUGCAUUUUGCAUUUAGGGUUGUUUUUUCCUUCUUUCCACUUCUCAAUCAAAUGCAUUUUUUGGGCCAUAACCUACCAGGUGAGAACUGAUUUAUAAGCUAGUUUUCUAUUGCUUGUUUUUUUUUUGUUUUUUUUUACAACAUGACUUCUUAUUCUGAAAUACUUUCUAUAAAGCCAAUAAAACAGUGUUGGAUUUUACUAAAUACA
Molecule: messenger RNA, 3037 nt
Organism: Pimephales promelas (fathead minnow)
Lineage: Eukaryota; Metazoa; Chordata; Actinopteri; Cypriniformes; Leuciscidae
Product: integrin beta-1
Biological process (GO): cell-cell adhesion; cell adhesion mediated by integrin; cell-matrix adhesion
Cellular component (GO): integrin complex; focal adhesion; cell surface
Molecular function (GO): protein kinase binding; collagen binding involved in cell-matrix adhesion; laminin binding
Source: RefSeq, a predicted model, not a curated record